Nematostella vectensis (starlet sea anemone) is the source of this 2844-nucleotide messenger RNA. RefSeq names its product cAMP and cAMP-inhibited cGMP 3',5'-cyclic phosphodiesterase 10A. Lineage: Eukaryota; Metazoa; Cnidaria; Anthozoa; Actiniaria; Edwardsiidae. Gene Ontology annotation, biological process: signal transduction; negative regulation of receptor guanylyl cyclase signaling pathway. The record is from RefSeq and is a predicted model, not a curated record. Gene Ontology annotation, molecular function: protein binding; 3',5'-cGMP-stimulated cyclic-nucleotide phosphodiesterase activity. Bases 84 to 2549 code for a protein of 821 amino acids. The transcript has 27 exons.
CCGUAACGUAAGAGCCAUACUUGACAACACAAUGGCUGAAGACUUUCGAUCGAAUUCUGGAAAUGUAACUACUUUAUUAAUCAAUGUUGAAGUUAAGUCCCAAUAUGUCUUCACCAACGAGACAAGUUAGUGUUCGAAGACUCCCACCGCUCCCAAACCAAGUUCCGGUGAAGCCGAUUUUAAAGGAAAAUGGGGUUUCUCUGGAGAACGUUAGAUGUCGACAUUCGCGAACCUCUACAAAUUUGACCGAAUUACAAGUCAAGGAGUUCUUGGGCGCGAAUCCCAGUUUCCUUGAUGAAGUCAUUCUCGAGGUGGCGAGCAGGGAACAGAUUGAGAGAUGGCUCAUUCGCAAAACCCAUCUCAUCUCGACCUCUGGCCCAGACAACAAAAUGUCGACUUCAUUAUCCAGAUGGAAGUUUUGUGUGCAUACUGAUAAACGGAAGAUGUUACAACAGCUGACAAGAGACAUUAACCAGCAACCGAAGAAAGCGCGAGUCAUGUACGAGCUCGCUGCGAACAUUGCUAAAGCUAUUCAUGCUGACCGAUUCUCCCUAUAUCUUGUCGAUAAAAAUGGAUCGGAUAUCUUUCUUUAUUCGGAGUCAAAGACAAGGACGCGGAGUCUUGGUCGGCAACCCAUCGGCAAGGGAGGGACCGUGGCAGCGCAUGUCGCGGAGACAGGAGAACGCCUCUUUAUUAAAGACAUAUUAGGGGACGAGAGGUUUCCAAAAGGCAUCGGUGUGGAAGAUAGCACCGCUAUGUCUGUUCUAUGCCAGCCCAUCAUCCAGUCAGACGGCACUCUGGUCGGCGUCGUCGAGCUUGUCAAAGCCCUUGGGAGCAUGCCAUUUGAGAAAGAAGACGAGGAGAUUCUGAAUAGUUACCUGGUCUGGGGAAGCAUAGCGAUACACCACGCCGAGAUUUCAAAACAGAUAACAAAGCAGAAGGAUCUGAACACGUUCCUUUUGAAUGUCGUAAGGUCGAUAUUCGACGAGGCCUGUACCAUGGAUACAGUGAUAGAGAAAAUUAUGGCAUUUGCCAAGAAGCUGGUAAACGCAGACAGGUGUUCUCUCUUCUUGCUGGACCAAGCCUCUGAGGAGCUAUUCGCGAACCUCUUUGACGACGGAAAUGAGGACGGGAGCUUCCGUUGUGGCAAUGAGAUCAGGUUUCCCGUGUCGAAAGGCAUCGCGGGAUACGUGGCGUGCACGGGUAGUAUCCUGAAUAUCCGAGAUGCCUAUCGGGACGAGCGGUUUAACCGAGAAGUCGACAUGAAGACAGGAUACACGACACACACGAUACUCUGCGUCCCUGUGCGGUGCAAGGGCAGUAUUAUAGGAGUGUGUCAAAUGGUGAACAGUCACAAUGGAUUCUUCUCUCCUAACGAUAUGCAAUCGUUUGAAAUGUUUGCGGGGUACUGUGGGCUGGCUCUACACUAUAGCAAGAUGUACAAUUCGCUCUUUUGCGCGCAGCAGAAGCACCAGGUGGCGCUGGAGGUCAUCUCGUAUCAUUGCUGCGCGUCAGAAAAAGAGACAGAAGAGUUCCUUAAUUCCGCUGACCUUGUUAUGCUACCGCCGGCGUUCAACAGCUGGGAAUUCGAUAUGUAUCAGGAUAAUGAUGCGCUCACUUAUUAUUUUAUCAAAAUGACGCAAGAUCUCUUUGACCAUUGUAACGUCAGAGUGGAUCUUGAGACGAUAGCACGAUUCUCUCUGUCAGUCCGGAAGUGCUACCGUGAUAUCCCGUACCACAACUGGUGUCACGCAUUCUCUGUCGCGCACAGUCUGUGGAUUGUCAUACGAGAUAACGAGUCUCUUACGGACUAUGAGAAACUGUCGCUGUUCAUCGCGGGUAUUUGUCACGAUGUUGACCACCGCGGUAAAAAUAAUGCGUUCAUGCUUCACUGCAAGACGCCUCUAGCCAACCUCUACACGACUUCCACGAUGGAAUGGCACCACUUCAAACAAGGAGUCUUUAUACUAGAGAGCGAGGGCCAAAACGUCUUCGGGCAGUUAGAUGCCGAGAGUUAUCGAAGGGUUCUAGAACUUAUCCAGGAAGCGAUCAUCGCUACGGAUCUAAUGUUGUUCUUCGGAAACAAAAAAGAGCUGGAAACUCUGCAGGAAAAUAAAGCAUUUCGCUGGGAAGAGGAAAAACACAGGUCUCUGAUUCGCUGCUUGCUUAUGACCGCGUGUGACCUGUGCACGUCGGCCAAACCAUGGGAUAUUCAGGUCGUUGCUGUAAAUAAAGUCUUCGAGGAGUUCUACAUUCAGGGUGACGAGGAGCGCAAGAUGGGACUCGAUCCAUUGCCGAUGAUGGACCGAUCAAAACACGAUGAUCUUCCGGAGAACCAGGUUGGCUUUCUGAAGGGCAUCGUUAGACCGUGCUACUCACUACUCAUGGACUUCGUCCCCGAGAUGGCUCCGCUCAUUACUUAUGUCGAUGGAAACCUGAGGAAAUGGACGAACCUCGCGAAGAAGCAACAGGCCAGAAACGAUAGCAACAGCUUGCUCAUUCCAGAGGAGGAGCGUAUUAAGAGGUCCAUCUCUUUUAUCGACUACUGAACGUGUCCUGAUUAUGGUCGAAGCUUAAAAGUCAUGUAUAAAAAAAAUUGUACAAAAGAAUUUAUACUAUUUUAUAUUUCUAAAACCAAGUAUCAGAUAUGCGAUUUAUUAUUUCCUAAAUACCAGGCCACUCUGAUGAUAAGUAUUGUUGUUAUCAAUAACUAUAGAAGGUUUUAGUGGAUACCUUAUAUUUCUCUGUGUAUAGACCGUUUAUUUGGCUAUUUAUGCAACUGCAUGUACAUUCAUUGAUUUGCUUUUUUUUUUACUUGAAUAAAAUAAUUGCAUUCGCUUUCAA